Messenger RNA from Humulus lupulus (European hop), 1020 nucleotides. RefSeq names its product inorganic pyrophosphatase TTM2-like. The annotation marks the transcript as partial. The record is from RefSeq and is a predicted model, not a curated record. The transcript is spliced from 6 exons. Lineage: Eukaryota; Viridiplantae; Streptophyta; Magnoliopsida; Rosales; Cannabaceae.
AUAACUUUUGAAGUUAGUGUGCGCCUUCUCGGAGGACUGAUGGCAUUGGGAUAUACAAUUGCUAACAUCCUGAAAAGAAGCAGCCAUAUCUUCUGUGACGAUAGAGUUUGUGUUAAAACUGAUUGGUUGGAGCAACUUAAUCGUCAAUAUGUUCAGGUGCAAGGGAAAGAUCGGCUAUACGUUAAAUUUGUUGCAGAGCAGCUGGGCCUGGAUGGUUCAUAUGUUCCUCGUACUUAUAUUGAACAGAUUCAGCUGGAGAAACUUGUAAAUGAUGUUAUGGCACUGCCAGAUGAUUUAAAGACAAAACUCAGCAUAGAUGAUGAUUUUGCUGCAAGCCCUAAAGAAGCUCUUUCCCGAGCAUCAGCAAAUAGAAGAAUGAAGCAUCUUGGCCGAGGUGUGUCACAAUCAUAUUCAAAUCAGAGAGACAAGACUAUGGCCAAGCUAACUAAACUUGCUAUUAACCACAGAAGUUUUGAUGGAAGGGCCCCAGAUUCACCUGCACCACUUUCAAACCAGGGAAUUAUAACUCAACUUUCUGAACAAAUUUCUACUCUAAACGAAAGGAUGGAUGAAUUUACAUCUCGCAUUGAAGAAUUGAACUCCAAAUUCUCUGUCCAGAAAGUCUCAGCCAGCCAACAAAACUUGGCUAUGCAGGCUGAAACCUGCAAUGGUUCGAGACCCACUUCUCUUUUUGUCAUCGGAUUAAGUAAUAGUUCUUUGACUGGUUCGUUGCUGCCCAAUUCUUCAUCUUCUUCUCAAUUGGCUAAGGAGUCCCCACUAAUGGAAGAGGUGAUGAGUUUGACUGCUGAAGAUGACGCUUUAGUAGGAACUGCCGUCUUAUUUAUUACAGUAGAUGACGCUUGCACAGAAAUUGUCGUCUCAUGUACCACAAGAGACAACGUUUGUAUAGGACCAAUCAUCUCAUUUACGACAGGAGAUGACACUUUUAUUUCAACUGUCGUUUUAUGCUUUACAUGGCAUGACAUUGCAUGGGAUGACGAUAUUAAAACCGACGUAUGA